Micropterus salmoides (largemouth bass) is the source of this 5274-nucleotide messenger RNA. It is a transcript of the gene l3mbtl2, whose product is annotated as L3MBTL histone methyl-lysine binding protein 2. Lineage: Eukaryota; Metazoa; Chordata; Actinopteri; Centrarchiformes; Centrarchidae. Gene Ontology annotation, cellular component: nucleus. Gene Ontology annotation, molecular function: zinc ion binding. The coding region runs from base 1540 to 3762 and encodes 740 amino acids. Gene Ontology annotation, biological process: regulation of DNA-templated transcription. The record is from RefSeq and is a predicted model, not a curated record. The transcript has 15 exons.
AUAAGCUCAGAGUUUGUUAAGCCUGCUUUCUGAAACAGGGCCCAGGUUAGUAUCAAGUGUUAGUGUAGUUUUCCAAUUCCAUAGCUUCUUAAGUUUCUUAAUUUAUUAUACAAAAAGUAGGUAGAUAUUUCGCAUGAUCAUUUCUGUCUGCUGCUCCCCCACCACUGCUUGUGGAUUGACAGAAUCACAAAUUGGGUACCACUUAUGUAGGAGCAGUGACAGGGUUGUCUCUGUGACAUCUCCCUUUCCUGGUCUUCAUCCAGCUGUUCUUUAUUUCCCAACUCAUGUCCUCCCUCUUGAAGCACAGACAGAAGCUGCCCUUCUCUUCUUUUUCUUCAAGCUCCCUCACUGUCGUCUUUACCACAAGCACUACUGCCGCUUUUGUUCCCGUCCGUCUCAGAGGACUGUAGAGGCUCCCAUAACGCUCCUGCAUCUUUCUGUAGGCGUUUUGUGCAGCCAGCUUGGAGAACUUGGAGACCUUUUGCUCUUGUAAGCAGUCCUCAAUCAGCAAAUGUAUACAGUAUACUGCAGAAUAAGCAAUGGUGUAUUUUGGAACCAUUUCAAUACAACAAAAUCAGUGCCAUAUUGAUGUUUUGGUGGUACACACUGUUGGCAUUUAGAAAAAUUCAAAAAACACUGUGAAAGCCAUAUUGUAAGACUUAAAGGGGUGAAUAGCCUGUCACUGCUUGUUUCAGUACUGAAAAGCACCAGGAUUCAGCCGUUUUUUGAUUAUUGUCGCUCCAGUGACGUACGUUUAAGAGAACAUUCAGCCAAAAACAGAGCACUACUGUUCUAUCCAGAUUGUUUCAGUGUGAUUUGUUGAGAUUUUUACAUUUCAGAUGUAAUUCUUAACACCUUAAAAUCCACUUUUCACCGUUAGUUUCCCAAAAAGUAGUUUUAUGGUUGGAAAAAUCAUCCUAUUCCAAACUUUUGUGCAGGAUCAUAUAUUCCCUCUAGGUUCUAUAGGCAGCAGCUAACAAUUUGUUCAUAUUAUUAAUUAACCUCCCAAUUCUUUUCUCGAUUAAUCAGUGAAUCUUGAAUGUCAGAAAAAUGUGCAAAAUGUCCGAAACAAUUUCCUUUCUCAUAAGAGAAAUAAAAGCAGUAAAUCUCACAAUUGAGAAGCUGGAAAUGAAAAAAUAACUGAAAUUGUUAAUCCAUUAUUAAGUUUCUGUCACUUGACUAGUUGUUUCAGCUGCAGUUGAAGCUAAAUGAUGUUUACACUGAGUGUAUUAUUCAAAUCCAAGACUCUGCACCAUGUCAUCAGAUUUUCUUUCUGUGGAAGGAAACCAAGAGACGUUUAUGUUUAGGAUGUUACAUUUAUACACUUAUUGUUGGUGUGUAUUUAAAGUCCCAUAAAUUAUAAUUACGAACAAAUGGUGGCGCGAUUUCGCAGAAGGCUGACAGCCGUCGCCAUUGCAGAAAAAGGGUGUGAAGAAGAAGAGGACCGCGCUGGACUUGAAAUCAUUGUACCGACCUGAGAGGCUGCCCCCGACUCAUUUCACUCUUUAAAUCAACGUCUAUCAACGUAUAUUAAAACAAAUGGUUCACACGUGUUGCGUUGAUGCAUGCUGCAACACAAAACGGCCGAACCUCGUCUUUCAUCGGUUUCCAGUCGGUGACCAGGGGAGACUGUGGCAAUGGCUGUUUGCGCUCAACAUGGAUGUAAACACGCCGCUGCACAUUCUCAACAAGCUGUUCGUCUGCCAGAAGCACUUUCAGCCGGACGACUACUACGACCCCUCUGGUGUGCCGAGCCGCCGGGCCCGGCUCCUCAGGGCCACCGCUGUCCCCACUAUGUCCAGACACACGCACACACCUGAGACAGGUGACCCCGCCGCCAGUACUAUGUACCUGGAUCAGCUGGGAAAGCCCCCCUCAAAGAAAGCCACGGUGCUAAACAAGGUGAACAAGGCCCCUCCAGCCCCAACUGGACCGGAUGUAUCUGCUGCAGGUUUUGAUUGGGGUGCCUACUUGGAGAAGGAAACAUCUCUGGCUGCAUCAGUGUCCUGCUUCAGACAUGCUCCCCUGUGUGCCCAAUGGGAUGACAUCACUGUAGGGAUGAAGGUGGAGGUCCUAAACACAAACGCAGUCCUGCCCAGUAAAGUUUACUGGAUUGCUACUGUCAUCCAGAUUGCAGGAUACAAAGCCCUGUUGAGAUAUGAAGGCUUUGAGCACGACAGCAGCCAUGAUUUUUGGUCCAGUCUUGUUUCGGGAGAGCUGAGCCCGAUUGGAUGGUGUGCCAUGACGAGCAAGUUGCUGGUGCCACCACAAGAUGUGAAGCAGAACAUCCCAGAUUGGAAAGAGUAUCUGAUGGGAAAGCUGGUGGGGGCUAACACUCUACCUGUUGACAUCUACCUGAAGUUGGCAGAGAGCAUGAAGACCUUUUUCAGAAUAGGUAUGCGUGUGGAGGUGGUGGACCCCAAACACGUGAGUCGGACUCGUGUGGCCAUCAUAGACUCGAUUAUUGGUGGCCGUCUGAGGCUGGUGUAUGAAGACCAAAGCGACGCCCCUGAAAACGCAAUCUCUGAUUUCUGGUGCCACAUGUGGAGUCCCCUCCUGCACCCGAUCGGCUGGUCCAAAAGAGUGGGUCAUGCCAUUAAAGCACGUGGAAACAGUGCGGAAGCUGCUGCCAGUGGUUUGAGGGGUAACUGUGAUAGUACGUUCCUGCUCUUUAAAAAGCCCAGGUUUGUCUACAUGGAGGGAAGUUUCUUUGAGGAAGGAAUGAAGCUGGAGGCCAUUGACCCUCUCAACCUGGGAAGUAUCUGUGUGGCCACUGUACACAAGGUGCUGUUAGAUGGCUACCUGAUGGUGGGGAUCGAUGGCACCAUAUCAAACAACGGCUCUGACUGGUUUUGCUACCACGCCUCAUCUCAUGCCAUCCUUCCUGUAGACUUCUGCAAAAAGAACAACAUCCCUCUCACGGUACCCCAGGGUUAUGACUCUCAGACCUUCACCUGGGAGAAAUACCUUAAGGAGACCAAAGCUAAAGCUGCACCGGCACGACUGUUCAAUGCUGACUAUCCGGGCCACGGCUUCUCGCCCAACAUGAAGCUGGAGGCGGUGGACUUGAUGGAGCCGCGCCUGGUGUGUGUGGCCACCGUGAAGCGCUAUGUGGGCCGCCUGUUGCUUAUCCACUUCGAUGGCUGGGAGGAUGAGUUUGACCAGUGGAUCGACCACCAAUCCCCAGACAUCUACCCGGUCGGCUGGUGUGAACUCAUGGGCUACCAGCUCCAGCCACCUCCUGGACUCGCUGAUGUAAACGAAAACCAGGCAGCACAAAACAAGAAAUGCAUUGGGAAAAGGAAAAAGAGGAACGCAAAGAAGAGGCUCUCUCAGGACCAAGCUAAAGAUGACACUGGUCAGGAGCCUGAGGUCCUUGGCGCUGACGGUCCUUCAGGGAUGGAAGGCCUCCGUCUUCCUCCAAAAAUGCCUCUCAUCCAGCCGAAGACUGAGCCAGAGGAGCAUGAGAUCUUUGCAGUGCAGGUGAAAGUGGAGGAGGUGGAGAUGGAAACCCCCAUUGCCCCUGCAGACAACCCUCAACAAGUCUCUCUGGGUAUAAUCAAACAGGAGGAGGGAGGGGGGCACAGUAAGUCAAGACUACAACAGGCAGCAGAGCAGUGCAGCUUGGAAAACGUAUCGCAUGAAAAGACAGAGCAGAGUGAAACUGCAGCAGGAAGAAGUGAAGAGUCGGGAUCACUGGAAGUGAGCUUUACUGGGGAAAGCAGCAUGCAGCAGAGUGAAAACAAAAAAGCAGUGGUGUAGAGGGGAGACAAAGGCUGGACCAGGAGGAGUGAAGCCAAGGAGAUGACAUUGGGAUGACCCUGAAGGAAAACCACUGGAAAAAAGACAAAAGCAGGCUGGGAUAUUUAGAGCAAAUAAAAAAAUACACUGGUGGUUUGAAGUAUGAUCCGUGAGAUUUCAGUCCUGGUUGAUAUGGUGACACGCGAGUUAACUGCAAGUGCUGGUCUCAGAAAGUUGGGUGCAAUCAAACAAACUGAUGUUUUAAUAGAGAAGUCAGACAAAAAUAAUUAGGAGUUUUAAAAAGAGAUACUUGUUCCAUUGCUACCUGCAAUAUUUAAAACUGACCCUCAGUCAAAAACGCUCAGAAUGACAGUCGUCUCAUUUUGCACACGCAUUUUCUAAGAACAGCGGCACUAUGAUGGCAGAUACAUUGCAUUUUCUAGGACUGCUUCACAAUAAAAGAACAAAGUGAACUCGGUGGGUUGGCAUUAAAACUAGAUUUUCCGUGUAAAAUUUACAUCUGUUACAUUCAAGCCCUUUGCCAAACGAGUUAAGUGAAUGCUGAUUAAACCUGUCACCGCCCGAUAAAUCUCUGUAUUCGCAGUAGAACAGAGUUUUUUAAAGCUGUGGCAACGUUCCCACACUGGCUCACCGCCGUCGCUGGUAGUGAUGUGUUCUGUCAACCAGCAGUGAUUGGUUUCCCAGAGCUGAAGGGAGCAACAGCAGCAGCUCAAGAUGGCAGAGCCUAUUCGUCAUAAGCACGUAAACAUUGAGGCUGAUAUCAAUGAUAAAUUACAAACAGUAACGCUGGAUUACAUGCAAGCAUGUUUCCUGUGAAUGUCUUGGCUUGGAUAGGCAGUUUGAAUCCAGAGCAGGAAUGGCAGCCUCUGCCACUACCAAUAAAAACUACAAUAUAGAGAAGUAAUUAUAGAACAUAACUGCAAUACUGACUACAAAGUAUUAAAAACAGGGUUUGAUUUUAUGAACAUCUUAAGGGUCAUAAAUUUAAAUACUCUAAAUACCUUACUGACUGCAUAUGUUUCACAAGGACCAGCUUAACCAGUUUUAAAACUACCUCACUUCCUCCAUGUUGUCAGACAAACCUGUAAAUAAGACUCUGAAGGUCUUCAUGUUUGAUCAUUCUGGGAUGAUAUAGCAGACAAAUGGUUGUUGUAAUGUUUUAUUUUUUUCCUGUUUUAUAUCCAGAUGUAUUAUUUUUUGUAAAUAUGAAAUCACUGAUAAAAAAAAAAAUGCUGUUCCUCAACUUUCUGUUGAUGCUUGUUGUAUGAAGGUAUCUUGAGUUCAGUACAUUAUGCAGUUUAGUGGUUAAGGAUAACUAGCUUAAAGCCAAAGAUUGGAUCAUUAUUGAGCAAAUAGCUAAAGCUAAUGACAACAGCCUCUUUCAAGAUGCUAAAACUUCCAACAGCGCUGCUCAGGAGCUUGACGAGCUGGGAAUGUGUAUCUAAUGCUGUGAAUGUGAAGGAGAGCAGUGCUGACAAAAAAACGUGUGCUCAGUGUAGGUUCUCUGGAUGA